Messenger RNA from Effrenium voratum, 2136 nucleotides. Lineage: Eukaryota; Dinophyceae; Suessiales; Symbiodiniaceae. The record is from the annotation of a GenBank genome assembly.
GGCUCCUAGCCGGCGCCCUGUUAGCAGCUUGAUCUGGAGUUUUUGGCCGAUCCCCCAAUGGAGGAUACAAAGGCCGACAAGUACAAGUCCCUUCGCAUUGAGGAGGGGGAUGAGAUGGAGCAUCGUCUAGAUGCCUUGAGAGAGGACUUUCUCAAGCUGCAAGAUGAUGAGACAGAUCUGGUUGAGCAUAUCGACCUACUGACCCAGGCCUAUCACACCAGGAAGGAUCCGUUGCAGAAGGACUUGCAGCAGAUCCGGGCGAAACUGCACAGCAUGGAGCUGGAGAUCUGGUCGCUGGAGCACGGCGAAGAGUCCGGAGAAGCCGCGCCGGGCCCGGAGAAGCUGUCCUUCGUGAACGGCAACGCCUUCGGCUGCCUCUGCUCCUUUGUGAUCUUGGCCAACCUAACGGUCAUGGCCCUGGAGUAUCGCCAGGGCUCGGAAAGGUACCAACUCUUGGACCUGCUGUUCCUGGGUUUCUAUGUGGUGGAGCUGGUGCUCAAGGGCGCCUACUUCCAAAAGACCUUGCUCUGCGGGAAAUGCUCGGUGGUCUGGUGGAACUGGCUGGACCUCAUCAUCGUCUUGAGCGGGGUCUUGGAGCAAACCUUGGUGCCACUGCUGGGAAGCAGCGGGAGCCUACCCAUCCACUUGUCCAGCUUGCGAUGUCUACGACUGCUGCGUUUAGCCCGGGUGGCGAGGGCUCUGAAGCUGAUCAAGUUUCUGCUACGCUCAGACCUGUCAUGGACAGAGCAUCCGGCCUUUGAGACCUUCAUGAUGGUGGUGAUCAUGAUCAACGCCAUCGUGAUGUGGCUUGAGCUGGACUAUCCACUGCCAACGCUCCCCGUUUGGACCUGUGUCGAAAACACACUACUCGUCAUCUAUGUCUUUGAGCUUUUCGUUCGCGUGGCAUUCCACGGCGUGGGCUACUUUAUUCAUGAAGACUGGGCCUGGCACUGGUUGGACUUUGUGGUGGUCAUGUUCGGUGUCUUGGAGCAGUGGAUGCUCCCGUUUUGCGGGUACAUCUACGAGCUGGCCACAGGCUCGCCCAGUCAGACGUCAGUGGCCCUUCCAUUCUUGAGGUUGAUGCGCGUGACUCGUGUGACUCGAGUGUUGCGUCUGGCGCGGCUUCUUAGGAAGGUGAGGCCUUUGUAUCAGCUGCUGAAUGGCGUCACGGCGUCCUUGCAGGGCGUUGGCUGGGUGAUAUUGGCAACUUUCAUGCUGCUUUACUCUGCUGCGAUUGUAUUUACCACUAUGGUGGGGAGGGGCUACAUCUAUGACAAUCCGGAUGAGAUACCUGAAGCAGCGAAGGAAAACUACGCCACCGUCGCGAGAUCUUUCCUCACCCUCUUCAAGCUGAUGAAUGACGACCAGUCAGUCGUGGAGCCCAUUGUGACCACCUGGAUCGGCCAGCUGCUGUUUUACUCCUUUAUGAUGCUGUCCAACUGGAUGGCCCUAGCCAUCCUCACCUCGGUGGUCAGCGACAAUAUGAUCGCGGCCAGUCGCCAGCACGACGAGCACGAGACCUUGCACCAGAAACAGCUGAAACAAGCGCGCGCGAAGGUACGACUCAAACAGAUCUUCGGGAAGCUAGACCAAAACCAGGACGGGUGCAUCACGGAGAUGGAGCUGGAGCAGUUCCUGAAGGACGAGCUGCAGCAGCAGGAGCUCUGUGAAGCCGCGGGGCUGCACCCCGCCGACCUGGUGGAGGUCUUGUACUGCACCGGCUACGAAACCAAAGAAGGGGAGAGGAGGCUCUUGUACCGCCAGUUCCUGCAGAUGCUCCAGGACGAAAGUGGCCCGGUCUCGGAGCGGAGCAUCUUCAAGAUCAUGGAGCGGCUUCGCGCCAUGGAGUUCCGGGUGGAGCGUCGCCUCACCGCGGUGCUGGAGCGCCUGGUGCCGCCAAAUGAGCUGCCGCCCGCCUUGCCGUCUUUGGAGCAGGAGCUCGAUGCACUGAGACUCCUCGAGGAUUCACCUGCGCGAUCUCUGGUGAAGGCAAUGUCCCGGAAACACCUAGGGAGUGCAAGAGAACUCGACGGAGGGGAAAGCCGCGGCUUGUCCAGCUACGCGUCCUCGUAUCACCAGUGAAUCACCACUGAAUCACUUCGAAUCAUUGCUGAAUCAGACCUGCAAAUGCAGAUG